This is a messenger RNA of Lineus longissimus, 1445 nucleotides long. RefSeq names its product 4-hydroxy-2-oxoglutarate aldolase, mitochondrial-like. The transcript has 7 exons. Lineage: Eukaryota; Metazoa; Nemertea; Pilidiophora; Heteronemertea; Lineidae. The record is from RefSeq and is a predicted model, not a curated record. Gene Ontology annotation, molecular function: lyase activity. Bases 25 to 1035 code for a protein of 336 amino acids.
ACCAUACUUCCUUCCGGUGCAAAGAUGGAAAAAAUAUGUUCUUCUUCAUUUCGUCUGCUUUCUCAAGCAACAAAAGUCUGUGUACGCCAGUCAAAGUCCACAUUUAGAUCGUGCAUAUACAUGAGGGCGAUGUCUACCGCGAAAUCCCUAGAUAUUUCCGGGAUCUAUCCCCCGAUCGUGACACCUUUUGACUCCAAUGAAGACAUCUCUUGGGAGAAGCUUGAGUUCAAUCUCAAGAAGUUGCAACAGCAUCCAUUGAGAGGUUAUGUGGUACAGGGGUCUAAUGGAGAGUACGCCUUCAUGACAUCAGAGGAGAGGGUAGAGAUGGUGCGGAGAGUAAAAGAAAUGGUUCCAGAUGACAAGCUCAUCAUUGCAGGAUCCGGUUGUGAAUCCACUAGAGAUACUAUCAACAUGAGUAAAAAUAUGGCCAAAGCCGGGGCUGACGUGGUGCUAGUUAUUACUCCAUCCUAUUAUAAGUCUGGAAUGACAAAUGCUGCUUUAGAAAAACAUUUCACCAAGGUAGCUGAUGAGAGUCCAGUGCCAGUGGUCCUGUACAACAUUCCCGCUAACACUGGCAUCGAUCUGGCCCCCGAAGUUGUCUUCAAAGUAUGCAAUCAUCCUAAUAUCAUAGGACUCAAAGACAGUGGUGGGGAUAUUUCUAAGAUUGGUAACAUGGUCUACAAGACAAAAGAUAUAGACUUCCAGAUAUUGGCUGGAUCAGCUGGCUUUCUGUUUCCUGCAUUUAUGGCUGGGUGUGUUGGUGGAGUCCUUGCUCUAGCUAAUGCUCUGCCUGGAGAGUGCUGCCAAAUUGAGAAGCUUUACCGUGCAGGACAAUAUGAGGAGGCUCAAAAAUUACAACAGAGAUUAAUUGCACCAAAUGGCGAUGUGACAAGAAAAUUUGGUGUACCAGGUUUAAAGGUAGCUAUGGAGUGGUUUGGAUUCUACGGUGGACCAACACGAUUACCAUUACUGCCAAUAGAGCAGGAACAAGUAAAUUCUAUGAAGAAGAACUUUCAGCAUAGCCAGUUCUUGUAAUCGUAGGUGCUAAGAUUCGACAACAUUCGAACAGAGAGGUUCUGCUGUAAUACCAAAACCUGGUGUUCUGAGGGCUCUAACUCAGCAAUUCCUGGAAACUUUGGACAAUUGGCUGCAUUUCUUAAUGGGACAUGAUAUUUCCAAUGUGAUGCAAAUAAUUAUGCGUCCGUAGAAAAUCUGUGACACUGAAUGCUGUUAACCCAGAUUUCAUUCUGUGACACUGAAUGCUGUUAACCCAGAUUUCAUUUGUCGCUGAUUGAUGCUAAAGUUGUGAAAUGUAAUCUUGAUUUUUCUUUGUGAUGAACUGUAAGUUCUGACUUGUUCAUAAUCUGUGAUGAUUAUUCGUUUGUGAUUUUACAAUAACCAUAGGAAAAUAAUAUUUGUAAGAAAUUAUGCAAUAGUGUACAUUC